UUAAAAUAAAAAAUAUAUAUUAAAACCAAAUGCAUAUUAAAAAGUUAAAAACUCGACUAUAAAUCCCAUCCAUUGGUUCUCUCACCAUUCACAUCACCUCUCUCCCUCUCUCUCUCCCCUUCAACAAUGGAGUUAGUGACGACGGUGGCGAGCUGGUUCACUCCCACAACUCUGUUCCUCCUCCUCAACCUCAUGAUCGGAACCCUCUUCAUCGCUUCUCGUUUUGGGUCGGGUCCCAACAAGCACAACCCACCCGUGGACCCGUUCGGAUCGGGUCAUGCCCAUCAUCAUCAUCAUCACAAUCCGUUAGCCAGAGCUCCGUCGCUCAUUGAACGAGUCAAGUCCAUCAAUUUCCACCUCUACAAGUUCCCUUCUCCGGAGACCGACCUCUUCACCACCCACCUCGACGUAACCGGGUCGGAUCCUCACCCGGGCACGGUCCCGCUCGCCCGCGCUCCUUCUCUUCUGGGUCGGGUCAAGUCCAUCAACCUCUCGUACUUCAAGUUCCCCCAGUACCAACCGGAAAACAAUCACGCGCCGAUAACCCGACACGUGGACGAUAACCCGGUUGGAUCGAACCGGGUUGACACGAUUGACCUGUCUCAGUUCAAGAUCCCAGAGUAUGAUGAACAGAGGAUCGGACCCGGAUCCGGACUUGGAUCAGCGGAACCAGUUGACCCGCCACGUCUCGCUCGAGCUCCAUCGCUGUUGGAGCGGGUUAAGUCCAUAAACUUCUCUUCCUUCUACAGAUCCGACCCGACCCACAUGGAACAAGACCCGGUUCCGCCACUACGGAAGUCGGAGGACGAUCACAAGCCGAGGAGGAGCAAGUCGGAGACGAAGAAGCCGGCGAAGAAGGCGCAGAAAAUGACGAAGUCGGCUAGUGAGAAACACGCGGCGGAGGAGACGGCGGAGGCGGUGGAGAGGAGACGGCCGGAGACGGCGAGGUUGGAGAGAUCGACGUCGUUCGGCGACGGAGAAAACAGCGUCGACGCCAAAGCCGCCGAUUUCAUAAACAAGUUCAAGCACCAGCUCAAGUUACAGAGGCUCGAUUCCAUUCUAAAGUACAAGGAGAUGCUCAAAGCCAAAUGAUCUUUACAAUUACGUAUUUACCCCUCACGCCGGAUCGAAUUUUCCCUGCCGUGCCCCUCGCACCGGCGGGAAGCCGAACAGAGAGGUCGAAAUGACGAAUAUCACCCUGAAAGAGAGCGUAACUGUGGAGGGUACUUUGGUCAUUACGUUAUUCGUUCAGUCCGCGUAGAUCUUUCUUUUUUGAAGUAGUAGAAACAGAAAGUAGUUAUGCCAUGUCAGUGGACUGCGUGCGAUAUUCUUGGAUCCGGAACGUAAGAUUCAUGCACUUCGAGUGAAAGGGUAUUAUGGUAAAUCUGAGUUUGCUGUUCCAUAUAUAUGUGCAUAAUAAUUUUUUUUUGGUUA
Tarenaya hassleriana is the source of this 1434-nucleotide messenger RNA. RefSeq lists its product as uncharacterized. Lineage: Eukaryota; Viridiplantae; Streptophyta; Magnoliopsida; Brassicales; Cleomaceae. Bases 127 to 1092 code for a protein of 321 amino acids. The transcript has a single exon. The record is from RefSeq and is a predicted model, not a curated record.